AUGGGGAAGAGCCGCGAGAUGCGCUUGACCCACAUCUGCUGCUGUUGCCUCUUUUACCAGCUGGGCUUCCUGUCGAAUGGGAUUGUUUCAGGGCUGCAGUUCGCCCCAGACCUCGAGGAGUGGGAAGUAGUGUUUCCUGCACUCUGGCGCUGGGAGCUGGUGGACGCGGCCGGCGGCAGUGGGGGCAGCGCGGCCCCGGGCUGUGUGCGAGGCGCCGGGGGCACCGGGGGGGUGUGUCCAGAUUCAAGUCCACUCCCACCGUCCACUGCAUCUGCGCACGGCCCUUGGCCAGUCCCAAAGUUCAGAGCUGGCGGUGUGAGGGGGCGCGAGCCGGGUCGGGGUGGGGAGCAAUGUGCGAUACCUGAAGAUGGGGGUAGUGGGUCAAGCUGCAGGGGUGUGUCCCCGGGCGCCCUGGCCUCGUGGCAGCCGCCGCCGCCACCACAGCCGCCACCACAGCCGCCCCCGGCCCCGCCCCCGGCCCAGGCCGCGGAGCCAGACGGCGACGAGGUCCUGCUGAGGAUCCCGGCUUUCUCCCGGGACUUGUACCUGCUGCUCCGGAGAGACAGCCGCUUCUUGGCGCCGCGCUUCUCCGUGGAGCAGUGGCCGAGGCCGGGCCCUGGGCCCACGGGGCCAGCGGCCGCCCCGAGCCCUCCCGCGCCGCCGGACUCCUCCUGCUUCUACACCGGCGCUGUGUUGCAGCACCCCGGCUCGCUGGCCUCUUUCAGCACCUGCGGAGGUGGCCUGAUGGGCUUUAUACAGAUCAAUGAAGAUCUCAUAUUUAUUGAGCCUCUCAAUGACACAAUGGCUAUAACUGGUCACCCACACCGUGUAUAUAGGCAGAAAAGGUCCAUGGAAGAAAAAGCCACAGAGAAGCCUACUCCUUACAACCAUUAUUGUGGUGUCAUUUCAGAUAAAGGAAGACCUAGGUCUAGAAAAGUAACAGAAAGUGGAAGAGGGAAACGAUAUUCUUACAAAUUGCCUCAAGAGUACAACAUAGAGACUGUAGUGGUUGCAGACCCAGCAGUGGUUUCCUAUCAUGGAGCAGAUGCAGCCAGGAGAUUCAUUCUAACCAUCUUAAAUAUGGUCUUUAACCUUUUUCAACAUAAGAGUCUUGGUGUGCAAGUCAAUCUUCGUGUGAUAAAGCUUAUUUUGCUCCAUGAAACACCAUCAGGUCUAUAUAUUGGACACCAUGGAGAGAAAAUGCUAGAAAGUUUUUGUAAGUGGCAACAUGAAGAAUUUGGCAAAAAGAAUGAUGUACAUUUAGAGAUGUCAACAAGCUGGGGAGAAGAUAUGACUUCCGUGGAUGCAGCGAUACUUAUUACAAGGAAAGACUUCUGUGUACACAAAGAUGAACCAUGUGAUACUGUUGGUAUUGCUUACUUAAGUGGAAUGUGUAGUGAAAAGAGAAAAUGCAUUAUUGCUGAAGACAAUGGCUUGAAUCUUGCAUUCACGAUUGCUCAUGAAAUGGGUCACAACAUGGGCAUUAAUCAUGACAAUGACCACCCAUCAUGUGCUGAUGGUCUUCAUAUCAUGUCUGGUGAAUGGAUUAAAGGACAAAAUCUGGGUGAUGUUUCCUGGUCUCCGUGUAGCAAGGAAGAUCUGGAAAGAUUUCUCAGGUCAAAGGCGAGUAACUGCUUACUACAAACAAAUCCCCAGAAUGUCAAUGCUGUGAUGGUCCCCUCCAAACUACCGGGGAUGGCAUACACUGCUGAUGAGCAGUGCCAGAUUCUCUUUGGGCCUCUGGCUUCUUUUUGUCAAGAGAUGCAGCAUGUUAUUUGCACAGGAUUGUGGUGUAAAGUAGAAGGUGAGAAAGAAUGCAGAACCAAAUUAGAUCCACCGAUGGAUGGGACUGAUUGUGAACCUGGUAAGUGGUGUAAGGCUGGAGAAUGUACCAGCAGGACCUCAGCACCUGGACACCUGGCUGGAGAGUGGAGCCUGUGGAGCCCAUGUAGCCGAACCUGCAGUUCUGGGACCAGCACUCGCGAGCGCAAAUGUCCUGGGCUAGGUACUGAAGCAAGGGAUUGUAAUGGUCCCAGAAAACAAUACAGAAUAUGUGAGAAUCCACCUUGUCCUGCAGGUUUGCCUGGAUUCAGAGACUGGCAAUGUCAGGCCUUUAGUGUUAGAACUUCGUACCCAAAGCCUGUACUUCAGUGGCAAGCUGUUGUGGAUGAAGAAAAGCCGUGUGCCCUGUUUUGCUCCCCUGUUGGAAAAGAACAGCCCGUCCUUCUGUCAGAAAAAGUGAUGGAUGGAACUUCUUGUGGACAUCAGGGCUUAGAUGUCUGUGCAAAUGGCCGAUGCCAGAAAGUUGGCUGUGAUGGUUUAUUGGGGUCUCUUGCAAGGGAAGAUCAUUGUGGUAUCUGCAAUGGCAAUGGGAAGUCCUGCAAAAUCAUUAAAGGAGAUUUCAAUCACACCAGAGGAGCAGGCUAUGUGGAAGUACUGGUGAUACCUGCUGGAGCAAGAAGAAUCAAAGUUGUGGAGGAAAAGCCGGCACACAGCUAUCUAGCUCUCCGAGAUGCUGGCAAACAGUCUAUUAACAGUGACUGGAAGAUUGAGCACUCUGGAGCAUUCAACUUAGCGGGCACAACGGUUCAUUAUCUACGAAGAGGCCUGUGGGAGAAGAUCUCUGCUAAAGGUCCUACCACAACACCUUUACACCUUCUGGUGUUGCUGUUUCAGGAUCAGAACUAUGGUCUUCACUAUGAAUACACUGUUCCUUCAGACCCGCUGCCAGAGAACCAGAGCUCCAGAGAUCCUGAGCCGCUGUUCAUGUGGACACACACAGGUUGGGAAGACUGUGAUGCCACAUGUGGAGGAGGAGAGAGGAAGACAACGGUAUCCUGCACAAAAAUCAUGAACAAAAAUAACAGCAUUGUAGACAACAAGAAAUGCAAAUACUUAACCAAGCCCGAGCCACAGAUUCGAAAGUGUAAUGAGCAGCCAUGCCAAACAAGAUGGAUGAUGACCGAAUGGACGCCAUGUUCACGAACAUGUGGGAAGGGGAUGCAGAGCAGACAAGUGGCCUGCACCCAACAACUGAGCAACGGCACUUUGAUCCGAGCACGCGAAAGGGACUGCUCCGGGCCCAAGCCCACCUCUGCCCAGCGCUGCGAGGGCCAGGACUGCAUGACCGUGUGGGAGGCGGGCGUGUGGUCCGAGUGUUCAGUCAAGUGUGGCAAAGGCGUACGUCAUCGGACUGUGAGGUGUACCAACCCCCGAAAGAAAUGUGUGCUCUCCACCAGACCCAGGGAGGCUGAGGACUGUGAAGAUUACUCAAAAUGCUAUGUGUGGAGAAUGGGUGACUGGUCUAAGUGCUCCAUCACCUGUGGUAAGGGAAUGCAGUCCCGUGUUAUCCAGUGUAUGCAUAAAAUCACAGGACGACAUGGAAAUGAGUGUUUUUCUUCAGAAAAACCUGCAGCAUACCGACCAUGUCACCUUCAGCCCUGCAAUGAGAAGAUCAAUGUAAAUACAAUAACAUCACCUAGACUGGCUGCUCUGACGUUCAAGUGCCUGGGAGACCAGUGGCCAGUGUACUGCCGAGUGAUCCGCGAGAAGAACCUCUGUCAGGACAUGCGGUGGUAUCAGCGCUGCUGUGAGACGUGCAGGGACUUCUAUGCCCAAAAGCUCCAGCAGAAGAGUUGACCCCCAGCAGGACGGCUGGCUCCCAGCCCUUUGCAGUUACUUUAUUUAUAAGCACACACACACUAGCAUGUUUUUCAGACCAAAUAUUAUCAGAUUGCAUAUAAUUUAAUCAAAUUAAUUUAUUUUUUUUGCCUGCCAAACAUCCUUGUGAUGUUGUGUUGGUUAUACAAACAUCAUGCCUUAUCUAGUAUGACUUAAUUUUAUAUUAAUAAGUUGGAUCCAGUUACUGGGAUAAAAUGAAAAAAAAUCAUUAAAUUCUUUCAAAAUUUGUUAAAAAUUUAGAACUGUCUCUAAGGUGCUAUUUUCUCUCCACAAAUACUUUUGAGUUUUUUAGAAUCUAUACUAAGUUAGCGUAAUAGCUUAGAACUAUGGAGAGAGAAAACAUUUUUUGGUGUCCUGAUGCAGAAUUAGCCUAUUUUCUGUAAUCUAUGGAACAUAAAUAACCUCAUACUGUUGAACAAGUUUUCAGAGAAUGUAUUAUGAAUUUUGUUUCAGAUACAGAGAUAUCAAUAGGAAAAUAUUCUACUGUAAUUAUAACCUUAUUUUAAUAAUGGAAAGGAAGUCAAAAUAGAGACUUUGAUCAUGUUCAUGAACAUGUACUUGAACACAAGUAUUGUAACAAUGAAACACUGUAAAGAUUUACACUGAAUCACCAUUGCACUGUUGAUAAUAGUGUAGAGAAACCAUUAUAGAAAUGGUAACAUCUUACAAAAAUAGGUAUUAUUUUAACAUAUUGUCAUUAGAUUUUAGUUUUUUAAAAAAUAUUUUUAACAAAAAAAAUUGAUUUCACCCAUAUCCUUGUGUCAUUAUUUUUUUUUUUGCAGGGUUUUAAAAGUGUAGUAUUUAACCUCACAAAAUAUUUUGAGAAUAUUUACUAAAUACUUUUCAACUUUUUCCCUAGGAACAAAGAACCAAAAAAGACUUACCAACCUUGUAGUUUCAUUGUACUUCUUCCUUUAAAAAAAUGAAAAAGUUUUACAAUUCUGUGAAACGUU
Messenger RNA from Elephantulus edwardii (Cape elephant shrew), 4634 nucleotides. It is a transcript of the gene ADAMTS19, whose product is annotated as ADAM metallopeptidase with thrombospondin type 1 motif, 19. Gene Ontology annotation, cellular component: extracellular matrix. The record is from RefSeq and is a predicted model, not a curated record. Gene Ontology annotation, biological process: proteolysis; extracellular matrix organization. Gene Ontology annotation, molecular function: metalloendopeptidase activity. Lineage: Eukaryota; Metazoa; Chordata; Mammalia; Macroscelidea; Macroscelididae.